AUGUCUAGCAUCAAAACCGUCAAAGUUCCACAUCUAGGCGGCAUUGAAGCCGCCUACCAAAUGCCCAAUUCCUACGACUCCUCCAAACCAACUCUAGUCCUCGUCAACAGUUUCACUACAGACUCCUACCUCUACCAAUCCCAAUUUACCAACAAAAGGCUCACGGACCUCUACAACCUGCUCGCCAUCGAACUCCUCGGCCAUGGCCAAACGCGAUGUAAAUCCGAGCAUUUCACAUACUGGGACACCGCAAUCAUGAACCUCCAAGUCCUCGAUGCAUUGAAAAUCACCGGCAAAAUCUUCGUCUUGGGAACCAGUCAAGGAGGCUGGAUUACCGUGAGAAUGGCAUUACUCGCUCCAGAAAAGAUAGCAGGAAUCCUCCCCCUAGGAACCUCCAUGAACGCCGAAACCCCCCACACAAUCUCCCUAGGCUGCUGGGACGGCCCCGCACUCCUAGCAUCCAACAUCUCCGCCUGGACAACCCUCACCCCAACCCCGGAUUUUGAACCCACAGACACCUACUGCGAAUUCCUCAUCUCCAGCGGUUUCGGCCCCGACUGUCCAGCCCCCGAUCGUGAUUUCUGGACUCAAGCUCUCAAAGCCAACUAUCGCGGCGACGCAGGCAGGAAGAGAAUCCGCAUGGCGGCUAUUAAUCUCGCCGAGAGGGAUGGAUUACAUUCGCGAUUAAUGGAUGUGCGAUGUCCGGUUUUUUGGUUGCAUGGGACCAGGGAUGCGGUGUAUAGUGUUAGGAAUGCGCAGGAGGAGAUUAAAUUGUUUGGGAAUAGUUAUGAGGCUAAGUUGAAGGUUGUGGAUGGUGGGCAGCACUUUUUGAGUUUUAGUCAUCCGGGAGAGGUUGAGGAGGCUUUGGUGGAGAUGGUGGAGAAGUACGGGAAGUAG
Ramularia collo-cygni is the source of this 897-nucleotide messenger RNA. RefSeq names its product related to alpha/beta hydrolase. The transcript is spliced from 2 exons. Gene Ontology annotation, molecular function: catalytic activity. Bases 1 to 897 code for a protein of 298 amino acids. Lineage: Eukaryota; Fungi; Ascomycota; Dothideomycetes; Mycosphaerellales; Mycosphaerellaceae. The record is from RefSeq and is a predicted model, not a curated record.